Histoplasma capsulatum G186AR is the source of this 1227-nucleotide messenger RNA. RefSeq lists its product as uncharacterized. The transcript has a single exon. The record is from RefSeq and is a predicted model, not a curated record. The coding region runs from base 1 to 1227 and encodes 408 amino acids. NCBI's taxonomy places the organism in Eukaryota, Fungi, Ascomycota, Eurotiomycetes, Onygenales, Ajellomycetaceae.
AUGAGGAACCAGACUAUAAGAGAUGAAUUGAAGAUCUACGAUUUUCUCCGCUCCCGCGAACUGUGUGGAUUUAAAUCCAACCGGAAACUCGCCUGCUGCGAUCCAUGUCACUCUAGGCAUCUCCCUCUCUUCUUUCACCCAACCGACCUUGACAAGCCCGUCAAUGAGCGUACAUGCAUAAAGCACACCAGAGGCUUCUGGGUAGAGCCAGGCAAAUGCUUUAGCUUUGCAGAUUUAGAUGGACGGCCCACUCGGCUGCACAAGAUGCGAACCCCUCACUCCAUUGCAUUGAGUGAGGAUAAUGUCUAUGGUCGUAGAUACACCUUAUGGACGCAUUACGACAUCCUCACACUGCCAAUGCACAAACACGCUUCGAAGGUGCAAAUCGCCAAGAUCCUCAACGGCUUUGACUUGCCCACUUGCCCGCAUGUGCGCCUCAGUGACAGCACGAUUAUGGACCUCUGCAACAUCCCGCGCAACACAGUCUCCGAGCCGCUCGACCAGCGCUAUCCGCCUUUUUUUGACCCGGUCGAUCUCCGCGCGAAAUGCACGUUCCCGUCCUGCCUCACAUCAUUUUGCUGGACACAGCAUGCCAGUGUGGAAUGCCCCGGUUGGAAAACCAUCUACCUCCACGUGCUCCGCAAGGUUCGUUUCAACGCAUCUAUUGACCGUGUCUGGAUAGCGCAGCUGAUAAAGCCCAACGAGACGCUGAUGGAACGUCACUGGGACGAUUGCUUCCGGUGGAAAACAGAGAGGCUCGCUAUUGAGAAGGAGAGGUAUGAAAAUGAGGCAGGCAACGGUAACGACUCUAACCAUGAAGAAUACCUACGUCUUGAGACUCAACUCCGCCGGCGCGAGGAUGUUGUAGAUAUCCUCUUCCACCCACAUCGUUUACAGAACUACCCAGACAUCGCACGCAGGCUAGUGGGAACCGGUGAAGAUGUAUCCACAGCUGAUAACAGCAAUGGUCCAGACACACCGUCUGCUCCCAAUUGCAGCUCGUGGACCCCUCCAACCAAGGCAAUUGUCACAAUGGAAAUGAUUCGUGAUAUUGACCUCUCCGUAAAGUCUACACCGAAACAGCCAACUGAUGCAGUGUUCACGCCGUUCAUGACGGAGGAGGACUUUCAGCGAUAUGGCAAGCUCGAGGCCCCCGUGCAGGUGACUACAGAAAAGCAGAAGAAUCCAACGUGGUUUGGAAGGCUUCUUAAGCUCACACCCUGGUAG